GCUGACCCCAGGGAGGCUUCAAUUCUACACAGACACUAAUCAUUCUCUUUCACAAAAGCCUGGCGCAGAAACGAGUGUUUCCGCUGUCCUGGAGCAUCCGGGGAAAUGGGGCCAGUGCGUGGAGCUCUGCUCUUGUGACUUUUCUCCAAAGCGUUCCCCUUGGUAUCUGGAGAGGGUGAGGAGGAAAAGAAGACUUCAGCUCACCGGUGUCAGGCCUCUCAGGGAGCCUCCUGGGAAGCAGCAUUCUGCCCGCUCAGGGAACAGGAGUGAAUUGGAGGGGGAAGGUGGGAGGCGGGGAUGAAGCGAGGCUGGCGGAAUUCCCGCAGACACCUCCCUCCGCCUCCCCGCCGCUCCCUGUGAGGCCCGGCGCCCCCGGGAGUUAAGAAAGCGCAGAGGUGCGGAGGGCCGGUUGGGGUCGUCCCGCUCUCCAGUUUUGGAAAGCCCGAGCCCUGGCGGAUUCGCCUCCGCGCUGGCCUCGGGCCAUUGCCCCACGACCCCGCAAGAGUGGGGCUGGAACUUUUUCGAGGGCUCCCCCAGCCAUUGCCGGGAGGUCCGGAGUCUGCCAGGCUGCAGGGAAGCGCCAAGGCGCUCGGACGUCCCCGAGGCUCCGCGCACAUGCAGGUCCCGGAGCCGAUGCCUCCAUCACUCCGGCGCCUGCCGGGGAAACCGGUUCGCGGUCGCAGCCCUGCCCAGCCCGGACCCCGGGGCUGAAGCCUGGAGUGGGCAUGAAGGGUGGGCAGCAGGAACGCGGACGGGGUCGCUCGGUAGCCCUCCUCUGGCACCGCGGGCCGCCGCGGGACACAAUCCCACCCUUCGGCUGCUUGCUCCUCCCCUUGACCCGGGCCCACCCCUACUCCCACCCCAGCUGCGGCGAGGCUCACUCCGCCUGCAGUUCGGCGGAGUCGCGUGGGGCCCCUUGACGGCCGCAGCUGCCGGAGCUGCGCGCUCACCAAAACCCAGACUGCUGCGGGAACCCGGGCAGCCUCGCGUUGGGCGGCAGCAUGGACGGCUCAGGCGGCCCGGGGGCUGAGAACGCGAGCCAGGCGGGCGGCGGGGGCUCCUGGCAGCCCGAGGCUGUCAUCGUGCCGCUGCUCUUCGCGCUCAUCUUCCUCGUGGGCACCGUGGGCAAUGCGCUGGUGCUGGCCAUGCUGCUACGCGGCGGCCAGGCGGUCAGCACCACCAACCUGUUCAUCCUCAACCUGGGCGUGGCCGACCUGUGUUUCAUCGUGUGCUGCGUGCCCUUCCAGGCCACCAUCUACACCCUGGACGGCUGGGUGUUCGGCUCGCUGCUCUGCAAGGGCGUGCACUUCCUCAUCUUCCUCACCAUGCACGCCAGCAGUUUCACGCUGGCCGCUGUCUCCCUGGACAGGUAUCUGGCCAUCCGCUACCCAUUACACUCCCGUGAGCUGCGCACACCUCGAAACGCGCUGGCUGCCAUCGGGAUCAUCUGGGGACUGUCGCUGCUCUUCUCUGGGCCCUACCUGAGCUACUACCGCCAGUCUCAGCUGGCGAACCUGACCGUGUGCCACCCGGCGUGGAGCGCACCGCGCCGCCGCGCCAUGGACCUCUGCACCUUCGUCUUCAGCUACUUGCUGCCGGUGCUGGUGCUCGGCCUGACCUACGCGCGCACCCUGCGCUACCUCUGGCGGGCCGUCGACCCGGUGGCGGCGGACUCCGGUGCCCAGCGCGCCAAGCGCAAGGUGACGCGCAUGAUCGUCACCGUGGCCGUGCUCUUCUGUCUCUGCUGGAUGCCCCACCACGCACUCAUCCUCUGCGUGUGGUUUGGCCACUUCCCGCUCACACGCGCCACGUACGCGCUGCGCAUCCUCUCGCACCUGGUCUCCUAUGCCAACUCCUGCAUCAACCCCAUAGUCUACGCGCUGGUCUCCAAGCACUUUCGCAAGGGCUUCCGCAAGAUCUGCGCGGGCCUGCUGGGCCGCGCCCCGCGUCGCGCCUCUGGCCGCGUGUGCGUGGCCGCACGGAGCACCCCCAGCGGCAGCUUGUUGGAGCGCGAGUCGACCGACCUGACGCACUUGAGCGAGGCUGCGGGGCCCCUUGUCCCGGCCCCGGCACUGCCCUGCCACGCGGCCUCCAGCACGAUCCCCAGCCCAUCCUGCGGGGAGCAAAAGGUCCCCAGCAACAUCCUGGCGGUGAACGUGACCUGAGAGCACUUAGAGAGUGGCUGGGAUGUUAAAGGGCGAGGCUGGUGGGGAGACGUUUUGUAUGUUAAUAAAACACAAACCUUUUCACCGCAGAGACGUGCUGUGUCCCUUUCGUCAUUAUCAUAACGCUCCUUGGGAAGAAACCUCCCUGGACUUGACCGGGGAGCUCAUAGGUGAGCACAGGCCCCUUUUCUGACAUACCAGGAAGGAGUGCAGUUCCUGCGGAAGGCAGCCCAAACCUGAGCCAGCACCGGAGGCUCCCUGCAUGUGGCCAUGCAGGCACUAAACUACAGAUGGCAGAAUCAACAGCCACGCAAGCC
Messenger RNA from Tupaia belangeri chinensis (Chinese tree shrew), 2482 nucleotides. RefSeq names its product galanin receptor 2 (gene GALR2). The coding region runs from base 1002 to 2165 and encodes 387 amino acids. Gene Ontology annotation, cellular component: plasma membrane. The record is from RefSeq and is a predicted model, not a curated record. Gene Ontology annotation, molecular function: galanin receptor activity. The transcript is spliced from 2 exons. Gene Ontology annotation, biological process: positive regulation of cytosolic calcium ion concentration; G protein-coupled receptor signaling pathway; negative regulation of adenylate cyclase activity. NCBI's taxonomy places the organism in Eukaryota, Metazoa, Chordata, Mammalia, Scandentia, Tupaiidae.